Molecule: messenger RNA, 1728 nt
Organism: Psammomys obesus (fat sand rat)
Lineage: Eukaryota; Metazoa; Chordata; Mammalia; Rodentia; Muridae
Gene: Anapc10
Product: anaphase promoting complex subunit 10
Exons: 6
Coding region: 330-887 (185 amino acids)
Biological process (GO): anaphase-promoting complex-dependent catabolic process; protein K11-linked ubiquitination
Cellular component (GO): anaphase-promoting complex
Source: RefSeq, a predicted model, not a curated record
CUAAGGGAGCCUGGAACCGCUGAGCCGCAGUGGGAGUGGCGCGGACCUGCAGCAGGCCCUGAGAACCGUAAUUUUGGCCGACCAGGUGCCUGUGAGCGCCUCUCUUCCUCGAUUUAGAGAACAGUCUUAGCGGGCGCAGAGGAGUCCUCUUCCUAGGCCCGGUGGCGGUAAGCUUGCUGUCUCCUCAGGCCUGGUGAGCCUGGGCUGGAGUCUUGGCUGAUCUGAAAGGGUCUCUGUAUGUAGUCCUGGAGCUCACUGUGUAGACCAGGUUGCCCUUGAACUCAGGUCCUUCUGCCUCCUGAGUACUAGGAUUAAAGAAUAACUUAAAAAUGACUACGCCAAACAAGACACCUCCUGGUGCUGACCCUAAGCAGCUGGAGAGGACUGCAACAGUAAGGGAAAUUGGAUCUCAAGCCGUUUGGUCACUUUCUUCAUGCAAACCAGGUUUUGGAGUGGAUCAAUUACGAGAUGACAAUCUAGAAACUUACUGGCAAUCUGAUGGCUCUCAGCCUCAUUUAGUGAACAUCCAAUUCAGAAGAAAAACAACAGUGAAGACAUUAUGUAUUUAUGCAGACUAUAAAUCUGAUGAAAGCUACACUCCAAGCAAAAUCUCAGUCAGAGUAGGAAAUAAUUUUCACAACCUUCAAGAAAUUCGGCAACUUGAAUUGGUGGAACCAAGUGGCUGGAUUCACGUUCCUUUAACUGACAAUCAUAAGAAGCCAACUCGCACAUUCAUGAUACAGAUUGCUGUUCUAGCCAAUCACCAGAAUGGAAGAGAUACCCACAUGAGACAGAUUAAAAUAUACACACCAGUGGAAGAGAGCUCCAUUGGGAAGUUUCCUAGAUGCACAACCAUCGAUUUCAUGAUGUAUCGUUCAAUACGGUGAUUUUAAAUUUGACAGAACUGAAACAGACAUUUGCCUUAUCCUAUCAUUGCAUAUUGUAUUAAGUGUCUCUUUUGAAGCCAAUCCUUACAUUUUUCUUUUUAUUAAAAGAAAACUAGUUAAACUGAAAAAUUUGAGAUGUACAUAAUUUUUACCAGCUUGAUGGUUAUUUCAUAAAUGAUUGUUAGAUAUUUGGGAACAAAACUUUUCCUGGUAUAUAUGUAAUUUUCAGUAGCAUGAGGUUAAUUUUUAAGGGAAAUUUAAUUUUUUAAUGUAAAGGUUUUUUUUAACAUAUUAUGUAAAUAAACUGGCACUGAAUGUCUGUAAUAAUCUAGUCUGUCUUCUGGCCCACGCCUGUAAUCUAGAACUCUGGAGGUUGAGGAUCCUGAGUUCCAGUCUUGCUUGGUCUAUAGUGUGAAAUCCUCUCUUGAAGAGACUGGGGGUUUUUAGUAGGAGAGAAGCCUCCUAAUUUGGAGAAUGUAAUUGUCAUAUAUAUCUUUCAUAAAAUAUAACUCAAGGUUGUCUAUAUUCUCACAAUAUCGUGUUAGAUACUGCCGUUAUAAUUUGUAGCUUAUCUCAGUCCAUGUAACACUUAGGAGAAAAAUUUCAAUUUGUGUCUGACAUUGUAACAUCUUCCCCAGAUAAUAUUUCCUAUGAGAAUAAAAAAAAAAAAAAAAAGUUUUUUUUUCUCCCUUGUAGAACAUGGCUUACCAAUGAAUGUUGACUAGUUCAUAACAUACUGUGCCCUGUAUCUGAUGGGGUGGAGUCAUUAGUUCCAGGACAUCCCCUAGAUUCACUUUUGCUUUAGAAAGGUUGUUCAUGCUUGAUAGGCAUAUAUGUCUAA